AUGAUGUUCUCGCUGGACAACAUUCCCGAGGCCAGCCGAUGGCUGGAAGGUGGCGUGGAGAUGGUAGCACUCUUCCCCCCGCUACCCGCAGCCUUGACACCCGAGCAGAAGACGGAGCUCAUGCACGAGAUGCUGCGGCUCGUACUAGGCCCUCUCAUGAUGGCAUCAUCAGUCGAGAGGGGCCUGGGUCGGGAAGAGGGGGGUAGGACGUACGAGACGGCCAUGCGCACGGCGGUGAAGCACAACACCCGAGUGCUGACCCGUCGUUCACGGCGCAUGGCGGUGGGGGAUGCGCAGGAUCCGGUCUGGGCGGAAUACUGCGCCGCGCUUGGCACCGUUGUGAUGGAUGGGGUCGCACGGGUGAUGCAGCGUAUGGGGAUCGCUGCGUCAGGCGUGCAGGUGCACACCGCGCUGGCGAUACCCCCCCAUGACCGCCUCCUGGGCCGCGGGCCAGGGCACAUGGUGAAGGCAGCGCCGGGUGAAGGGAAGUUCAGCUACGUGGCGAUUGAUGGGGGGGAAGGCGAGUGGUACGCACGGUGCCUCAUGCUCUUCCAUUUCAUGGACGACGAGGCAGCGCUUCACAGGCGCGCCGUGGUGCGGUACUUCGAUGAGCAUCCCACUCCAUGCCCCGUGACGGGAUGUGUGAGGCUCUUGCCAACGGAGGGAGAGGAUGAGUAUGCCGUUGUCGAGGUGGAGAGCAUUCUGUCCCUUGCCCACAUUGUCCCGUGUUUCACAGAGCCCCGUUUCUCGUUGGUGAAUCGGUUCCUGUUUGAUGAGUGA
This is a messenger RNA of Closterium sp. Naga37s-1, 780 nucleotides long. The record is from the annotation of a GenBank genome assembly. NCBI's taxonomy places the organism in Eukaryota, Viridiplantae, Streptophyta, Zygnematophyceae, Desmidiales, Closteriaceae.